Closterium sp. NIES-65 is the source of this 1764-nucleotide messenger RNA. Lineage: Eukaryota; Viridiplantae; Streptophyta; Zygnematophyceae; Desmidiales; Closteriaceae. The record is from the annotation of a GenBank genome assembly.
AUGGAGGAAUGGCAACGAACACUGCGGCAUGGAGAUACUGUGGAUGUUGACGAGAUGCCUAAAUCAACAGCAACGACUGCGCAGCUGGUCGAUGCAUCGAUCGCACAGCCCAUAGCAUCUGUUCUUGAGCCAGUGACACCAGUGCGCCAAGGCGGGUUCGGUCCGGUGUGCGGCACGUCUCGUGGAUCUGCUCGCCGUCGUUUGGGUUACCACUGUGAGAGGGAUAAGGCGGAAUUGCCAUCGGAUCAAGUGGAUGAUGUGGCAGACGCAGUGAUAAAAGAUGCGGAGGAGUGGAGCGACGAUAGUGAUGAGUGGUGGCUAGCAGGCCACUAUGACGGGGAGGAAGUGGAGGUGUGGGUGGCAGGAGUGCAAGGGCUGACAGCAGCGGUGCAAGGGCUGACAGCAGGGGUGCAAGGGCUGACAGCAGGGGUGCAAGGGUGGAAAGCAGGGGUGCAAGGGUGGAAAGCAGGGGUGCAAGGGGGAGAAGCAGGGGUGCAAGGGUGGGAAGCUGGGGUGCAAGGGUGGGAAGCAGGGGUGCAAGGGCGGAAAGCAGGGGUGCAAGCGUGGGAAGCAGUGCAUAGGGGGUAUGAGGGGACUGUGGGGUAUGAGAGGAGUUGGGCGUACGAGGGGAGUGCGGGGUAUGAGAGGAAUGGGGAGUAUGAAAGGAGUGGGGGGUAUGAGAGGAGUGGGGAGUAUGAAAGGAGUGGGGGGUAUGAGAGGAGUGGGGAGUAUGAAAGGAGUGGGGGGGGAUGGGGGGAAGCAGGGAAGGUGAUGGGGGGAAGCAGGGAAGGGGAUGGGGGGGAAGCAGGGAAGGGGAUGGGGGGAAACAGGGAAGGGGAUUGGGGGAAACAGGGAAGGGGAUGGGGGGAAAGUAGGGAAGGGGAUGGGGGGAAGCAGGGCAGGGGAUGGGGGGAAGCAGGGAAGGGGAUGGGGGGAAGCAGGGAGGGGGAUGGGGGGAAGCAGGGUAGGGGAUGGGGGAAAGCACGGGACGGGAUGGGGGGAAGCAGGGGAGGGGAUGGGGGGAAGCAGGGAAGGGGAUGGGGGGAAGCAGGGAGGGGGAUGGGGGGAAGCAGGGUAGGGGAUGGGGGAAAGCAGGGAAGGGGAUGGAGGGAAGCAGGGAAGGGGAUGGGGGAAAGAAGGGGAGGGGACGAGGGGAAGCAGGAAGGAGGGAGGGGGGAAGCAUGGAGGAGGGAGGGGGGAGGCAGGAAGGAGGGAGGGGGGAAGCAGGGAGGAGGGAGGGGGGAAGCAGGGAGGAGGAAGGGGGGAGUGGCAGCCUGGGGAAGUGAGGACGACGAGGAGAGGGAGUGGGGGAAGUACCCGCUCUCACCCUCUGUCCUUCCCCCUCUGUGCCCCUCCCCCUCUUAUCCGUCCUUCCCCUUUUGUCUCCCCCCCUCUGCCCUUCACCAUCUGUCACUCCACCUGUGUCCUUCCCCCUAUGUCUCUCCCCCUUUGCCCUUCCCCCUCUGUCUCUCCCCCCCUGUCCCCCCCCCUGUACCUCCCCCCUCUGUCUCUCCCCAUCUGUCCUCCCCCCUCUCCCCCUUGUACUUCCCCUUCUGUCCUUCCCCUUCUUUCCUCCCCUCUGUCCCUCCCCCUCUAUCCCUCCCCCUCGUUCCCUCCCCUCUGUCCCUCCCCCUCUGUCCCUGCCCCUCUGUCCCUCCCCCACUAUCCCUCCCCUCUCGUCCCUGCACUUUCGUCCCUACCCCUCCUUCACUCCCCCUCUUUCCCUUCCCCUCUGUCCCUCCCACUUUGUCUCUCGCCCUCUGA